Messenger RNA from Adineta ricciae, 588 nucleotides. The record is from the annotation of a GenBank genome assembly. NCBI's taxonomy places the organism in Eukaryota, Metazoa, Rotifera, Eurotatoria, Adinetida, Adinetidae.
AUGUUGGUGACAUCACUGAGUGUUCCCGGUCCACAUCUUGAAUGUACACCAUUACAAUAUGGCACAACUCGAGAAAUUUUUACUCGUUGGCUUCAAAUUUUUCUUUUUCAAGGUUUAUCCAUCCAUGGUAUCCGUUCCUGUGGUGAUUACAUGUUUUCAGGCCAUACGGUGAUGUUAACACUGUUAAAUCAUUGUAUAACCGAAUACACAACUUCCGAUUUCUAUGUUAUUCAUCUUCUCUCUUGGCUUUGCAACAUCCUCGGUAUGAUUUUGAUCUUGGCUGCGCAUGAACACUAUACGAUUGAUGUUUUGAUCGCAUUCUUCUUAACCAGUCGGUUAUUUCUCUACUACCAUUCAUUAGCUAACAAUGCUGUUUUGCAUUCAAUAUCAGAUAACCGCUUAUCCAUUUGGUUUCCAAUGUUUUCUUAUUUCGAGAGAAACAUUCAAUGUAUGGUGCCGAAUGUUUUACGCGUCCCAUGGCCAUUGACAUUGAUCUAUAGUCCCGAAGACGAUGAAGAGAACAAAAAAGAUAAAACUUCGCUAAUUAAUUGUGAUAAUGAGAAGUGUAUGCACCGGAAAAAACAAUAA